AUGAUUUCAAGUGCAGAUUUUCAUGGCACUACUAAAGUGGUUGAUCUUAUUGUUGAAGGUUCUUGGAUAUGGCCGAUUGAAUGGAAUGAUAAGUUCCCUAAUCUGUGUGUUCCUAUUAUAGAAGCUCACAGGGAUGAUGACCUUAUAUGGCGUGAUUCAAAGGGAGUGUUAACAGACAUAUCGGUUCAAAACAUUUGGGAUGACAUUAGGAAUAAGGCCACUAAAGUGCCUUGGUACCGAUUGGUUAGGUUCAAUCAAUGUAUCCCUAAGCAUGCAUUUUUACUUUGGCCAAUUAUGCUCAGAAAGCUCAAGACACAAGAUGUAUUACAAGCGUGGGACGUUCAAGGAGGAGCAACCUUAAACCUUUCUUGUUUUCUCUGCGGGUCACAACCUGACUCGCAUUCUCACCUUUUCUAUGAGUGCAGGUUUGCAAGUGACAUUUGGAAUGAUGUUAAAAUAAAGGUUGUUCUCCAAAAUUCUUCUAAUAUUUGGAAUGGAAUCAUUAUGGGUCUGAUUCCUAUUGCCCAUAAGCGAUGA
This is a messenger RNA of Erigeron canadensis, 537 nucleotides long. RefSeq lists its product as uncharacterized. The record is from RefSeq and is a predicted model, not a curated record. The transcript has a single exon. Lineage: Eukaryota; Viridiplantae; Streptophyta; Magnoliopsida; Asterales; Asteraceae. Bases 1 to 537 code for a protein of 178 amino acids.